AUGGCGGACAGCAAGCAGGGAAACAGUGAGAUAUCGAAUGAAAAACCAAAAAGGAAACACAAACAAUCACUUGGAAGACAAUGUGCAGCUUAUGGAUGUGAUAACAGAACAUUUAGAGAAGAAGGAGGAGAAAGAGUCACAUCAAAGAUAUCUUUUUUUACGUUCCCUGAGAGUGCAAACAGAGUCAAAUACUGGUGCUCUCGUAUCAAACGUGUAAACGGAAAGGACAACUUCAAAGUAACCAAAACAACUGUACUUUGUGAAAAACAUUUCAGACCAGAAGAUAUCUAUCGUCCUCCAGGGGGUACAAAGAAGAGACUUUCAAAUAAAGAGACUGUCAUUCCAUACUUUACUGAGGAUGAAGCUUUAGAUGCCAGCUCAACAAACACAACAAAUCCCAAAAAGCGAAAGCCACCAGCUUCAAGAGCAUCCCCACGAAAGAAGUGUAGAGAAACCCAAGAACCUUUUCCUGAGCCUCAACAGGAUCCAGUCAUAGAACCAGAGAUUGAAGAAUCAAUUGACUGGCAACAGCUUUUUCCAGAAAAACAGUAUAUGUGGUUUGACCCUAAAACUAAUAAACCCCAAACAUUUUAUUCUGAACAACCCUACACAAGAAUGAGAUCGAAAGCAUUGUCUCUUCGAGGAACUGGAGAGAAAAAAUUGAUUCAAUGUUAG
Molecule: messenger RNA, 675 nt
Organism: Hydractinia symbiolongicarpus
Lineage: Eukaryota; Metazoa; Cnidaria; Hydrozoa; Anthoathecata; Hydractiniidae
Product: THAP domain-containing protein 1-like
Exons: 3
Coding region: 1-675 (224 amino acids)
Molecular function (GO): sequence-specific DNA binding
Source: RefSeq, a predicted model, not a curated record